CUCCGCGAUCCCCGCCACCCAAACAUUGACCGGCAUUCUUCGUUUUCGACAGGCUGGUCAUCCCAGCAGCGAUGUUCGCUGGCGUACGCGCGUUGCUCGCCUCUCUUUUCUUCCGUGACCUGACCACGGAACAGCGAGCAGUACGCGAACAACCGCUGCAGUGCCCGUACUGCCAUAGUGUUGCGCUCGCUCUCCAGGCAGAUAGUGAUGUCGGGCAUUAUUCAUAAGCUCAUAUCGUCUCGGGCGGCUUUCGUCACAUCUCCGCUGGCUAGCCGUCGCUGCUAGACUCCCGGUUGUGACUCUCACAAAACGCAAAGCUCCCCGAGUGCGUCAAAAAUAAGAGAAAAAACAAAACAAAUGGAUAAAUAAAAGGGAAGAAUUGAGGGAUUCCCCGACAUGUCGAGCAGCAGUUGAGGUUGCGUCGAUAAGAUACCACACUCGGGAGCAUUCGAGUUCGCGCUUGUAGGAGGCUCUUCUUUCUUUGCCGUGUCUGCGGCGGCACGCAAAUCAAGAGACUGGGCUUUCCCAACGUGCCUGCUAGCCAAGGCCGACCCAAGAUCGUGGGCCACCUGGGGAAGAAAUGGCAGUAGAUGAAAAUGACGAUGUACAGAACAUAGAGAUGGAGGGCAGUGACAUUGCAGAAGGGACGCACGAGAUUGAGCUUACCAGUGUCACCAAGGAAGGCCAUCCAAAAGGGGACCCUAGUCAAUUCAAGCUCCUGAAGGUUUUGGGACAGGGCUCCUUUGGCAAGGUCUUUCUUGUGAAGAAGAUACUGGGGCCUGACACUGGUACCCUUUAUGCCAUGAAAGUUUUGAAGAAGGCCACUCUCAAAGUUCGAGACAGGUUACGAACCAAGAUGGAACGAGACAUCCUGGCCGACGUUCGGCAUCCUUUUGUGGUCAAGUUGCACUACGCGUUUCAGACGGAAGGAAAGCUUUACCUGAUUCUGGACUUCCUCAAGGGUGGAGACCUGUUUACGAGGUUGAGCAAGGAGGUCAUGUUCACGGAGGAGGACGUCAAGUUCUACUUGGCCGAACUAGCGCUGGCCCUAGACCACCUGCAUGGGCUCGGGAUUAUCUACAGGGAUCUCAAGCCGGAAAACAUCCUGCUGGAUUCGGACGGGCAUAUCAGCCUGACGGACUUCGGGCUGAGCAAGGAGGCGCUGAACGACCAGAAGGCGUACUCCUUCUGUGGCACCAUCGAGUACAUGGCUCCUGAAGUCAUCAACCGGAAGGGGCACACCAUGGCGGCUGACUGGUGGUCUUUUGGGGUGCUCAUGUUCGAGAUGUUGACCGGGGGCCUGCCGUUCCAAGGAACCAACAGGAAGGAGACCAUGAUCCAGAUACUCAAGGCCAAACUGGGCAUGCCGCAGUUCCUAAGCCCCGAGGCACAGAGUCUUUUGCGGGCCCUGUUCAAGCGGAACCCGGCCAAUCGAUUGGGCUCUGGUCCCAACGCGAUAGGGGACAUCAAGUCCCAGUCUUUCUUUGCCACAAUUGAUUGGAUGAAGCUGUACAGGAGGGAGGUGGUGCCCCCUUUCAUUCCCGCCGUCUCUCGGCCGGACAACACACUCUACUUCGACCGGGAGUUCACCUCCAAGACCCCCGAAGAGUUUACAGACUCGCCCGGCGUGCCGCCGAGCGCCAACGCGCACGAACUCUUCCGCGGGUUCAGCUUCGUGGCGCCCAGCCUCACGGAAGAGGACUACGUCAAGAACAAGGACAACCAGUCUUCGAAAUGGUACGGCCUCGCCUUCAAGGAGGCCAUCGGGAAGGAGUACGAGCUCAAGGAAGAGCUCGGCUUGGGCUCCUACUCCACCUGCAAGAGGGCGGUCCACAAAACCACCGGGAAAGAGUACGCGGUCAAGGUCAUCGACAAGUUUAAGAGGGACUGUCAGGAGGAAGUGGAGAUCCUGCUGAGGUACGGACAGCAUCCAAACAUCCUCACAGUCUACGACGUCUACCAAGACGCGACUUCGGUGUACAUAAUCAUGGAGCUGCUCAAGGGUGGAGAGCUGCUGGACAGGAUCCUGAACCAGAAGCAUUUCAGCGAAAGGGAAGCGAGUGCUGUCUUGGAAGUUGUUGCCAAGACCAUGAAGUUCCUCCACGACAACGGGGUGGUGCACCGCGACCUGAAGCCCUCCAACAUCAUGUAUGCGGACGAGAGCGGCAGUGCGGAGUCCCUGCGCAUCUGCGACUUCGGCUUUGCCAAGCAGAUGCGCGCCGAGAACGGCCUGCUCAUGACGCCCUGCUACACGGCCAACUUUGUGGCGCCAGAAGUGCUCAAGAAGCAGGGCUACGACGAGGCCUGCGACAUCUGGAGCAUGGGCGUACUGCUGUACACAAUGCUCGCGGGGCACACACCCUUCGCCAACGGGCCCAACGACACUCCAAACCACAUCUUGGCGAGGAUCGGGGAGGGCCGAUUUGACCUCAUGUCCGGGAAUUGGGCCAACAUUUCAUGUCCGGCAAAGCAUCUAGUCCAGAAAAUGCUCCAUGUGGAUCCCAAGCAGAGGUAUAGGGCUGCAGAUGUGCUGGGCCACGCCUGGAUCGUCAACAAAAACAAUCUUCCAGUCAGCCGGCUCGUCCACCAGGAGCCCCACCUAGUGAAGGGCGCGGUGGCCGCAACGUUCAGGGCCAUCAACAACUACCCAAAGCCCCCCAACCUGGAGCCCGUGGUUGCCUCCGAGCUGGCCAGGAGAAGGGCCAGGGCACGACACCAGUCGUCCACGGAAGUCUGAGCGUCUCCCAACCUCGCAAGCCACACGAAGCCAAGGAGGGCCGCCGUGGCGGCGGCGGCCCACACAACCUACAGACAUCGAUUCUCGCUCCAUCCACGUGUCCCGUCGUAGAUUCCAAACCCUGCAAACUAUUUGCCGUUCCUCCCCACCACAUGUCACGGCCGAGAGAGAGAGUUUCACGUUGUCUGCCAGGACAUCUAUCCGGUAACACACCCUCGACCUCGCAGAACGAAAUUGCCUUGCACUUUUCUGUCCUGACCAGCAGGGCGAUCGUUCGUGAAGAAGCAUAUUUGUGCGACCGUUUUAGAAGCACUUGAUUUUGUGAGGCCAGAUCUCUCAAGGAGGCGGGCUGUUGUACAUCUUUUUGAGGCAGUAGGAGAAACAUUGACAGUGUAGGCAUUUCAUACUGUAAUGGCGAGGCACAGUUUUGCGUUCUGUGAGCUGUUGUGGGGGUGUGUUACCGUUUGCUCAUGUGUCGCGGAACAAAGAGCAUUAGCUGUAUGCUUGAAUGUAUAUGUGUAUGAAACCGAAGGCCCACGGGCAUGCAUUUCUUUCUGCGCCCCCUGUUACUGCACCGGGUGUGUUUGUUCAUCCGGCGAUGUUAAGCGACGGUAUAAGGACAAGGUAUGAAUGCGUUGUAAGUGUGUCCUCAGUUGAGGCCGAGUUGCAAUUGUGUAUGCUUGAAAUGUGCCCUCGGUUUGGCUAACCAAUUAUUGCUUUCAAUGUUUUUUGGAGCGCUUAGAAAACUCUAGUGGCGGGCGGGCGGAGAUGCCAGAGCUAAUCUCUAACAUUAUGCCACGUCGGGGAGUGUACGGAUAAAAUUAGAGGUGUGACAAAUUGAUUUUUAAACAUUUUUUUUGUCACGUUUUAGGGCACAUGGUGCAGCAGGCUAGAGACAGAAUAUAGUUUUUGUCCAUAAUAUAUAUAAGUAUGAUUAUUAUUAGUAGUCCCCUCGUACCUCAAUCUUCCGUGCCAUUGCAAAAACCUGCUAUAGGAGGACUGCUCUGUCCAUUUGCCUUUUGUGAAACACAUUAUUAUUAUUCUUUUUUUCAGUUACAAUUGUGUAACAGACACAGAGGCACACAUAUCGAAGGUUUAGAGUAUUACAGUUUUAUAUCUAAGUAUAGAUUUAAAUGCUGUGAAUUUGGGAACGUUGCAGCAUUUCUCUUGUUUCCUCACUCUUCUUUUUCGUGGACCAUAAGUGGAAAUGUUUCCGCACUUUUGAGGCCCGCUCAUUCUAUGUCUAAGGUGAAGUUAUUUAAGAUGGUCUCUGUCGUACGUGAUAAUUAAAACUUUGUUUCUGUGUCCUGCUUUGUAUUUGGUAGCUCAGGAAAUGCGACGGAGUCCGUGUGGCUGUAGGGGGAGAAUGGCGUUGCAUAUUUGACAUACCCAGUCAGCCAUGAAGAUGUCAAAAAGAGGGCAUUGUCUUUGCACAGAGUACAGGAAGUAUUACUUCAUUUUGUUCUUGCUUUUAGCCCCGGGUUUAACUGCGACCUGGACCAUUUGAAUUAGCGAGACAUUCCUCUUAGCUGCUAGCGUGCCGAACCAGCAAAAAGACUACAUAUUACAAAAAGACGCCAUUAUAAGUCAAUGUCGCUUAGCACUUUUCUUAACGGGCUGUGCGCACCAGCGUGCAAACCGGGUUGUGAAAACAUACUGCACAGACUAGCCAGUGUGCUAAGUGAGUCACGAAUCAUGCUGUACAUAUACACAAUCACUAUGUUGCACACUCAAUCAUGCAGGAGCGAGAGAGAAACGUAGCAUCCUUUGCUUUCCACUGUAGUCGGGUAGUACCGCUCAUUGCCGUCCGGGUAAUUGAGGCUUUUCUCGUACUGAACUUCGGAUGUUGUGUUCGUGAGCGUAAACAGUCUUUUCUUGCGUCGUAGCUUUCCAAGUCGAUAGUAUACUCUUUCAGCUUUUGCAAAUGGACGGUGUGAUCCAGCCAGAUGUAUGCAAACUGCUUUUAUUCAAACUCCAAAUUGAGUGAGGUCAGAUGCCAACGAAUACAGAGAACCAGUUUCUCUUCAAUGAUGCCUCUUCUCUGUUGUACAAAUCUAAGACGAGAGUAAAUGAAUAACUAGCGUAGGUAAGUGUAUGUCCGUAAUAUUGCUGCUCCAUUUGUCUGUAAGUACUAUAUUGUGUGACCAAUGUGAUUCUAUUAAUGGACGCGAUACUUAACGAGUACAUUCUCCGUCUGCCGGAACGCGAUGUCUCCACUCUCAUAGGUUGCUUCCAGAUUUAACUGCAAGAUACAAGUGCUAAAUAAUAAACUUUGAUACGUUGUUGAAGCUGCAA
This is a messenger RNA of Ixodes scapularis (black-legged tick), 5032 nucleotides long. It is a transcript of the gene S6kII, whose product is annotated as ribosomal protein S6 kinase alpha-2. Gene Ontology annotation, molecular function: magnesium ion binding; ATP binding; ribosomal protein S6 kinase activity. The transcript is spliced from 20 exons. Gene Ontology annotation, biological process: protein phosphorylation; intracellular signal transduction. Bases 581 to 2737 code for a protein of 718 amino acids. Lineage: Eukaryota; Metazoa; Arthropoda; Arachnida; Ixodida; Ixodidae. The record is from RefSeq and is a predicted model, not a curated record.